AUGUCCAGCGACGCAGCCAACGACCCCGAGAUUCUCGCUCAUGUCCAGCAGUUCUGGGAGGGCCGCAAGCCGAGCAGUCCCAUUUACCAGUUCCUGCUUGACGAUAUCAAGCUGACCUAUGCCUCCAAAGGCGUCGUGCGCGCCCAGCUGCCGCUUACCAAGAACCACGUGAACACGCACGGAAGCAUCCAUGGCUCCGUCUCCGCCACACUGAUAGACUGGGUUGGUGGCAUCGCUAUCGCAGCUUGGGAUAAUCGGAGCAAGGCAGGAGUGUCGACAGACAUUCACAUCUCGUACUUGAGCGGGGCUAAGGAUGGCGACACCAUUGAAAUUGAGGGCAGGGCAGGAAAGGUUGGCGGAACCCUCGCCUUCACCACAGCGACCAUAUGGAAGCUCGUCGAUGGCAAGCCAGGUCCUAUUGUAGCCACUGGCUCACACACGAAGUUUAUAAAGAUAUGA
This is a messenger RNA of Alternaria ethzedia, 459 nucleotides long. RefSeq lists its product as uncharacterized. Lineage: Eukaryota; Fungi; Ascomycota; Dothideomycetes; Pleosporales; Pleosporaceae. The coding region runs from base 1 to 459 and encodes 152 amino acids. The transcript has a single exon. Gene Ontology annotation, molecular function: fatty acyl-CoA hydrolase activity. The record is from RefSeq and is a predicted model, not a curated record.